This is a messenger RNA of Carya illinoinensis, 950 nucleotides long. RefSeq lists its product as uncharacterized. Lineage: Eukaryota; Viridiplantae; Streptophyta; Magnoliopsida; Fagales; Juglandaceae. Gene Ontology annotation, biological process: photosystem I assembly; response to photooxidative stress. Gene Ontology annotation, cellular component: chloroplast thylakoid membrane. The record is from RefSeq and is a predicted model, not a curated record.
AUGUUGUUAAAGCUGCAGCAGACUCCCAAGGUAGCCCAUAUUUGGCUGAUUAUGUUGAAAAAUAUUUGGAGAAACGAAAACAAAGUGAAUCCUGGUCAUGAUACCAAUCAUGAUCUUGCUGAUCAUCAUAAUCACUAUUCUGCAGAUCAGGAAAAUCCAGUUCCCAACAAGCAAUUAUCUGCAGAAUCUAUGUUACAAAGAAGCAAGUCAUGCGGUGAAGGAAGAAGAAGGGCUCCUGCGGAUGAACUGACGCGUAGGCUGCCUAAACCAGAUGCUGCCGUUGAAGAAGACAGGAACAUGGAACCUUGCGAAAAGGGUUUCAAUUGUGAUCUUCUGUGCCUGUUCUUGCAAGUGUUUUGCACGGGAAACGGAGUAAGUCCCGGGAAUGAAGAAGUAGCGAUCGGAGAGGUCAUAUCAAGGACAGUUUCCAUGGAAAAAUUCGAAUGUGGGUCCUGGGCUUCAUCGGCCAUAUGUCGUGGCAGUGAUGAAAAUGGAGACUCCAAGCAUUUGUACUUCGAUCUGCUUGAGUUGAUCCGAAGUAGCGUUACUGACGAUGCAAAUUCAACGGUGACAGCAGCUUUUGUCUUCGACAAACAUCGUAAAGGAAUUUUAAAGAAGAAUGGCACGAGAUCAGAUGAAUCUUCUCUUCGCCAUGUUCGUUUCUCUACGCCGUGCCCUGACUCGCCAACUUUAUGCAUUUCGCCUCGAUUGCUCAAGGCAAGGGAGGACUUCACUGCUUUCCUAGAAGCACAGAGUAAAUAAAUAAAGCAUCAUGCAUUAUUCUCAGAUUGCAAUGUUUGUGUUUCUUUUUAAUGAUGCAUUUGUAUAUUUGGUCAUUUACCUUAUAAAUUUGUGCUGACCAUUUUGGCUGUGUUAGCACUUUAAUAUGGACUAUUGCAUGAUUAAUAUUUUGAAGUCCACUUAUCUAUAGCAUUUUAUGUUUCUUCACA